CACGCUAUUGGUCGGCACCGCGUCGAGCGCGAUUCCUCCUUCGCUUGGCUACCGAAUGGCCCGGCCCGCCAGCCGAGUGACAAACGGCGCCAUUGUCAAAUUGCUUCCGCUCGUGUGUGUUCGCUGUGCGGACAUUUCACCAAAACCAAACCUGAACCCAGAAUACGGGUACUGCACUAUUUUCAUCCUUUCUUAGCCGACGCAGUUCGUCGACGAUGAGCUGUCCGAUCAACCCCCAGGCUUCUCCGGCUGCUGCUGUUUUCCACCAGGUCUUCAGUUCUCAAAACGUGAGAGGAAGACCUGUGGGAAGGUCCCUGGCGGCGCUCAGCUUCCCCAAAGCCAGAACUUGUUUGUGGGAUGGUCGACCCGCCGGGGAGAAGCUCUGCAUCCAUCUGUGCUCUCGCAGAAUGCCCCGCCUCCUGCUGCAUGAGAAAGCUCUUCGUCUGGCUAAGCGUCAUGUGCGCCGAUGCGAGACGGCUGACGUGCACUGCUUCUUCCUGGGCUCUGCGACCGUGGAUGCAGACGAGGGCGGCGUCACGGUGACGCUGGACCGCUUCGAUCCGGGUCGAGAGCGGGCUGGCGACUUGGACUGCGUUCCUGCCGCUGCGCUGCCGGGCGACGUCCUGGUUCCUUGUUUGUUCACCAGCCAGAAGAGCUCCGACGACCUGGUCCAAUCGAAGGCCGAGCUGAAACGCUCCAUCUCUGCCUUGCAGGCUCACGUGAGCGGCUCGCAGCCCCUGGAGCUGAGCCAGUUGCUGAAGGUGAAAGGCCGCGUCAGCUGGCAGCCGCGGGGAGACGCUGCAUCCUACCACCUGGCCUGGUCAUCCGUUUGUCUGUCCGUCCGCUUGGAUGUCCACCCGCUCUGCCCCGUCCCCAUCAUCCCCACCGCGCUGCUCAGGAGUCUGAGCGGCGCAAUCGGCCGCCGGCGAGGGUUUGUCACCAUGGAUGAGAGCAGGAAGUUGCUGCUGCUGCUGGAGUCUGACCCCAAAGCCUCCAAACUGCCGCUGGUGGGCGUCUGGCUGAGUGGCGUGACUCAGGUGUCCAACCCUCUGGUGUGCGCCUGGUGUCUUAGGUUCCUCUUUGGCUGCACCCUCCAGGACAGGUUGGUGAUGGUGCAGGAGGCGGCCGCCUGCCUUACUUCCUUUACUUUGCCUUCCGCCACCACUUUUGCUCGUGUGCCUGUCAGAGUUGUGUCGGAGGACAACGCGUUCCUGCUGGCCAUCUUCGCCUCCCCGCGUGCGGGCCCUGCCUUCUUCCAGGUUCGUUGGCCAGCCACCACUGCUGCUUCCGCUCCGCUGGACAGCCAACUGCUGAGCGCCUCGGGGUGCGUGACGCUCGACCAGCAGGGGCCAGCGGUGGAAGGUCAGACGUUGGAGUUUGAGCUGAUAGCCGAAGGUCACGUCCGCCAACUCCAAGUGUUCCAAGACGCUCACAGCUCCUUGAGCAGCGAUGGUCCUCUGAGGGUGGCGGUGCCAUGCAUCAGCGAGCAAGAUUCCGGCGUGGAGGCCAACGAGUGGUCGCCGCGGCCUUCGCCUCUGCCCCACCUCCGUGUGCAGCGGGCACCUGCGGUCCAGCCGGCAGUUCCGGAACUUUCCGUAUUGAUGGAUGACGGCGUGGGCGCCGACGGGCAUCGUGCUCCUCCUCUCCUCCAUAGCACCCCAGACCCCCAGGCGCCUCACCGCCUAAAGUUCUGCGCCGCUCCCAUGCCCGAGCCACGCGACCUUUGGCUUUCCGCGCGGGCCGGCGGUUGUUUUCCUUCAGGCCCGAGCGCCGGGUCGCCCCCCUGUGUGGCAUGCCCCUCUCAUGUGGUGGAAUCAUGCGACGCCCACCAGUUGCUCUUCCAGCAAGACCAGCAGCUCCGCCUCCUGCAGGCUCAGGUCCAGAUGCUGCUGGCAGCUCAGGAGGCCCAGCCAACCUACAAGACAGAGACCUCCUGUACCACCACCACCAGCGUCGCCGUGGCAACAGGCACCAGUCUCCUUUGGGGCGGUGGGACUCCACCUCGCCCCUUGAUCCCGCCCUCGAGGAAAAGUGAGGUCACAGGCCAGGAGUCGCCAGCCGAGGUGGAGUCCGACUUCUGCGGCGAACGCACGCACGUAGUGCCUGACGGUUGCCUGCAGGAAGCGACGAGGAAGGACUUAUCCCAGAGGAAGGGCCACUGCGGCGGCGGAGCCCAAGAGGCCAUGAGCAUGACGUCGCAGGGACGCAGCUCAACCCCCCCGUCAGUAUCGGGCAUCAACCCGAACGGGACGGCCAUUUCGCUGGGGUGCCUCAAGCGCUCGCCAGUGGCAGGCACCGUUGAGCUCUGGCUGUCCAGCAACAUGUCGGUGGCCACAAUGAAACACAUGCAGCAUUACGGCCUCCUGGGGGGCCCCGCUGAGCUCCACCCGCAGAGUCAGCUGAUUGGGGAGACGAUGGCCGACGGCAACGAGAAGGCCACCUAUGGAGGGCCGCCGUGUUUGGCCCGGGCAGUUGGGGACGACUCGGUGGGCAAUGUCUUGGACCUCAGCCGCCUCAGACAGCUGCCCAAACUCUUCUGACAUCACUCUCAUGUUGCAUUUUAAUUUAAUAAAGAGCUUUGCAUUUAAAA
This is a messenger RNA of Syngnathus acus (greater pipefish), 2590 nucleotides long. RefSeq names its product STIL centriolar assembly protein (gene stil). Bases 216 to 2540 code for a protein of 774 amino acids. NCBI's taxonomy places the organism in Eukaryota, Metazoa, Chordata, Actinopteri, Syngnathiformes, Syngnathidae. Gene Ontology annotation, cellular component: centrosome; centriole. The transcript has 15 exons. The record is from RefSeq and is a predicted model, not a curated record. Gene Ontology annotation, biological process: mitotic spindle organization; smoothened signaling pathway; centrosome duplication.